Messenger RNA from Acomys russatus (golden spiny mouse), 461 nucleotides. RefSeq names its product acyl-CoA desaturase 1-like. Bases 114 to 446 code for a protein of 110 amino acids. Lineage: Eukaryota; Metazoa; Chordata; Mammalia; Rodentia; Muridae. The record is from RefSeq and is a predicted model, not a curated record. The transcript is spliced from 2 exons.
UUCAGCAGCUGACUCGCUUCACAACUCCUCCACGCUCUGAAGCAGAACCCAGCUUCAGUGUUGGAAGUCCCGAAUUCUACCCUGUGGUCUCCGGUCUGAUUUCCAGCUCCUCAAUGACCACCACAACCACCACCAUCACAAAGUCUCCCUCUGUGGGGCUAAAGAAUGAAGGAGAGACAUUAGAAAAGAUUCUCCAACAACUGGGAGAAACCAUCCGCCCCGAAAUGAAGGAAGAUAUACAUGACCCCAGCUACCAGGAUGAGGAGGGGCCCCCGCCCAAGCUGGAGUACGUCUGGAGGAACAUCAUCCUUAUGGCCCUGCUGCACCUGGGAGCCCUGUAUGGGAUCACGCUGGUUCCCUCGUGCAAGGCCUACACCUGGCUCUUCGGUGAGCAGCUCCUCUUCCUUGCCUUGAGCCAGUGCUCUUGGUUUUUCCCUUUUCCUUAAUGAAGUCCACUCUGA